AUGGGCGCUACGGGGAAGCGGGGCUUUGCGUCGUCCAGCGACAUCACGAUAGAUACUUCGAAGCGUAGAAAAACGUCUGGUGGUGACGGUGUUGGUGAAGACGAGGCGGAAAACAGUACUCCCCUUACCGAGUUGGUUCCCCUUUUUGAUUACAGCGAGAUCCAUCAAGCUCUUCAAAUAGUCGAUACACCAGACCAACACACAGAAGAAGACCCUACGCCUUCCCAAGAGGUCAUUGAACCAACUCAGCGGAAUGAUGUGGAAUACACCAACUACCGAAGUACCAUUGUCGGUAUUCGGUAUUACAAAGGGAUGGUUGGGAAGGGGGAAAGCGUCAUUUUAGAACGGGAGCCGUUGAAUCCAUAUGAUAGGAAUGCUAUCAAAGUGCUCAAUAUGCGAAAUGAUCAGGUGGGACAUAUACCCAGGGAGCAGGCUGCGGUCUUGGCGCCUUUUAUGGAUGCCGGUACGAUAAGAGUCGAGGGAACAGUUCCCUACGGAGGCGACAAUGUGUAUAGGAUAUCACUCGAUUUGGAGGUGUACGGACCGCGCGAAUCUUACGAUCAGGUUAUGGCGGCGUUGAAACCAUUCAUUGGAACAUCUUCCAAGGGCCCGUCCUCUUCGUCUGCAAAAGGUCCCCCUCCACAACCGCUGCCCCAACCGCUGCAAGACUUGAUGCAGGCCGGGACCAAAGCGGACGUCAAUGAGUCCCGUAAAGUCUUGGAUUCGCUCUGCCAACAAGGCAAAGAGGUCUCCGAUCUUCCCCUUCAUCCGUCGCCCCCAGCUCUUUGUACGCGGCUGCAUCCGCACCAGUUGCAGGCUCUGGCGUGGAUGGUACACUCCGAGCAUCCUUCGCUUCCGACAGAUGAAAGCGAUCAGAGGCAGUUCUGGAUGAAGAGAAGUGACGAGAAGGGGGCAUACUACCUUAACGUGGCCACCAAUUCACCAGUGCGCAAUCCGCCCGAACUCUGCCGCGGCGGAAUGCUGGCAGAUGACAUGGGUCUAGGUAAAACCCUUACCUCUAUUGCAUUGAUUUUGAGUGAUCCAACGGGCGCGCCUCUCAUUGCUCCACCUGCGACAACCUCGACGAGGGCGAAAUACGGCCAUCAAACGCUCAUUGUUGCGCCACUAUCGGUUCUUUAUAACUGGAGAGAGCAGAUUGACCGUCACGUACCCGAUGGCAAACUCCGUUACUUGGUUUAUUAUGGCGCGGACCGACCGCAAACCGCAGCGACUUUAAAGAAAUAUGACGUGGUCAUUACAACGUAUCAAACCCUUGCCAUGGAGUUCAACGAAGACUAUUCAGAGACUACCAAGGGAAAGACUAAACCUAAGAAAGGGCCGUCCGAAAACGGCCUGUUGUAUAGCAUAAAAUGGCGCCGAGUUAUUUUGGAUGAGGGCCACAUCAUCCGGAACCGCCGAGCCAAAAUAUCCAAUGCAUGCUACGCCCUCACCUCUGAACGACGCUGGGUUCUGACGGGAACACCCAUCAUAAACACCCUCGACGACAUGUUUUCUCUCAUCAAAUUCUUACACUUUACGCCAUUCAACGAUCAUCAAUGGUGGAACCGAUGCUUUACCCGUUCGUUACGAUUGGGCGAUCGGGAUGGGCUGACUCGAUUGAGAGUUUUGAUGCAGAAUUUGUGUUUGAGGAGGACAAAGAGAAUGAAGAUAAAUGGAAGGCCUAUUGUGGAGCUCCCAGAGUGUAAGGUGUUUAUGUUCCGUUGUGAGUUUGGGGAGGAAGAGCGAGAGGUGUAUAAAGUUGUUGAGACGGAGAGUCAGAGGCGCGUUGAAGAAUAUGUCAAGGAGGGAACGAUGUCGGCCAAUUACGCAAAUGUCCUAGUUUUUCUCACACGCCUCCGUCAAAUUUGCGUCAACAAGGACCUGUGUCCGAAGCACUUUAUAGAGGAGUUGAUGUCCAACUCGUUCGCCACUCCCACCCAACUCGAUCUAACCGACGAAAACAUCAAAUACCUCAUCAACAAACUCGUUGAAGCGGAUCAAAACAAUGAGGAUUGCUGUGUUUGCUUGGACACACUAAAGGAACCCGUCGUGACGCCUUGCGCACAUGUGUUUUGUAAGGCAUGUAUUUCAGAGGUGAAGAGCACGAAUCCGGUUUGUCCCAUGUGUCGAGGCGAUUUGGAGAAUCGAGUGCUUUUACCAUUACCACCCCCACCACCACCAGAAUCAUCUCAUCCCGACCCAACACCGACUCCCAUUGAACCAUCAACCCAUCCAACUCGCAAUUUACCCUUCAAAUCCACUAAAAUCCACCACCUCCUUCGUUUCCUAAAAGCUACACCACCCAACGAGAAAUCACUCGUGUUUUCCCAAUUUACUGGCAUGCUUGACUGUGUUGAACCGUUUUUGACGCAAGCGGGGAUCCGAUAUGUUAGGUUUGAUGGAACCAUGUCCAUGAAGCGACGCGAAGAUGUUUUGAGGAGGUUUAGCGGCGUUGCCACCAAGCGUCCAACAGCGACACCAAGAAAAGGAAAAAAACGGAUGGCGGAUGAAGAGAUUGUAGAGGACGCUCAUGUCAUGUUGAUUUCCCUCAAAUGUGGGGCAUUGGGCUUGAACCUCACACCCGCCAACCACGUAUACCUCCUUGACCAACAUUGGAACAGUAGUAUCCAAACUCAAGCUAUCGACCGUGUGUAUCGCCUCGGACAAACCAAGCCAGUUUCUGUCGUCCACAUUGUUGUGUCUGAUACGAUUGAGGAAAGGAUUUUGAGUAUUCAGGCUAGGAAAGAACGGUUGAUUUCGGAUGCGUUUGCGGGUAUUAGACAGGCGGGUAAAGGUGUUGUGGAUGAGCGGAGGGAGAGGAGGGCGAGGGUUGAGGAGGAUCUUAGGGAGAUUUUUGGGAUAUAGUUAUGCAUAGCAUUUGAGCGAAUGAAAAAUGAACAUUAGAAAGAGACUGGUGCUCAGUAAUUACAGCGAGGCCUUCAAAAGCGAGCACAACAAUUUGG
Molecule: messenger RNA, 2963 nt
Organism: Spizellomyces punctatus DAOM BR117
Lineage: Eukaryota; Fungi; Chytridiomycota; Chytridiomycetes; Spizellomycetales; Spizellomycetaceae
Exons: 11
Coding region: 1-2865 (954 amino acids)
Molecular function (GO): hydrolase activity, acting on acid anhydrides, in phosphorus-containing anhydrides; ATP binding; zinc ion binding
Source: RefSeq, a predicted model, not a curated record